GAGAGAGAGAGAGAGAGAGAGGCCUGGCCGGUUGAGACCAGAGACAGACCGAGACCCUCUCCGUGUUGCCGUCGAUCAGUCAUCUCUCUCUGGGGGUCUCCGCUCAGAUCCUGCUCGCGUUUCUGGAUCCUCGUGCCCUGUGCAGCUUUUUAUUGUUGAAGGUCUCUGGACCCACACUGGAAAGCAGACAUCUACAAGUAAGGGUGACCAGGUAAAGUUCGUCCGGUGGGCGUUGCUGCCUCUCUCUCUCUCUAACUCUGUCUGGUUUCUUGGUGUUGGGUCAUGGCGUCGUCCCUGAUCAGCCGUCGAUAUUCUCUCUCCCUGCAGAAAAACUUGUGGGUCAGUUUUCCAGGCUGUCGAUAUGUCAGUAAGGCGGCACCAAAGAGUCAGGUGGAGUUUGACUACGAUGGACCCUCCAUGAAAACUUCUGUUCCUGGACCACGAUCACAAGCACUUACCAAACAACUGGGAGAAAUCCAGAAUGUUGGUGCUGUCAACUUCUUCUGUAACUACGAGGAGAGCCGGGGGAACUACCUGGUGGACGUGGACGGGAACCGCAUGCUAGAUAUCUACACUCAGAUCUCCUCCAUUCCUAUUGGUUAUAACCAUCCUGCCCUCCUCAAACUGAUGUCCAACCCCAACAAUCUGAGUACACUUGUAAACCGACCAGCCCUCGGAAUUCUGCCACCUGAGAACUUUCCAGAAAAACUCGCUGAAAGUCUUCUCACGGUGGCUCCCAGUGGGAUGACUCGUGUCCAGACCAUGGCCUGUGGCUCCUGCUCCAAUGAGAACGCUUAUAAAGCCAUGUUCAUCUGGUACAGGAACAAGGAACGAGGCCACAACACACCAUCUGAAGAAGACCUCAACACGUGUAUGAUAAACCAGACCCCAGGGUGUCCAGAUCUCAGUAUUCUGUCGUUCACUGGAGCUUUCCAUGGAAGAACCAUGGGUUGCUUGGCAACGACACACUCCAAAGCAAUCCACAAGCUGGAUGUGCCGUCGUUUGAUUGGCCGAUCGCUCCGUUUCCCAGACUGCAGUACCCGCUGGAGGAGUUCACCAGAGAGAACGCCCAGGAGGAGGCGCGCUGUCUGGAGGAGGUGGAGGAUCUGAUCAUCAAAUGGAGGCAGAAGGGGAAACCUGUGGCCGGGAUUGUAAUUGAACCGAUCCAGGCUGAAGGUGGAGAUAACCACGCAUCCGUAGACUUCUUCAGGAACCUUCGCAACAUCGCACGCAAGCAUGGCUGUGCGUUCCACGUGGAUGAGGUCCAGACGGGUGGAGGCUCCACAGGGAAGCUGUGGGCCCAUGAGCACUGGGGCAUGGAGGACCCUGCUGACAUCGUCUCCUUCAGCAAGAAGCUGCUCACUGGGGGCUACUACCACAAGGACGAACUACAGGCCGAUAAGCCGUACCGGAUCUUUAACACAUGGAUGGGUGACCCAAGCAAGAACUUGUUACUGGCUGAGGUUCUCAAUGUGAUUCGCAGAGAAAACCUCCUGGAGGAGGUGGCCCGGUCUGGAAAAGCCUUGCUAAACGGCCUUUAUGAUCUACAGGCUCAGUACCCCGGCAUGUUGAGCAGAGCUCGUGGACAGGGAACCUUCUGUGCUAUUGAUAUCUGUGAUGAUGCAACACGCAACAGCAUCCUGCUCAAAGCCAGAGACAAAGGUGUCCUCCUGGGAGGAUGUGGGGAUCGAUCUAUCCGUUUCCGUCCAUCGCUGGUUUUCAAGGAAUACCACGUUCACCUCUUCCUCAACAUUUUCAAUGACGUAUUGGCCCAGCACAAAUAAAUCCUGAAGCGCCUGAGGGACACUGCAUGAGCCUGACUUAAUUCAGAACGGAGGGAGGAAAACUCCAGGCGGUCAAUUUCAUGAUAAAGCACAAUCCGUACAAUAAACAGCACAAAUAUGUUAUAUAACCUCUAUUUAAGAUCUAAUUAUCUAAAUCUAAAAUGAUGAUGGUUAUAUCAUCAUUUCCAACUCUUACGUGCGCUGCUAUGAAGAUAAAGUAGCCAGAAAAUAACUCAAAACAGGAGCCAGUGAUCACUGUUGAGGUAAUUCAUUUCACCAAAUGUUCAUGUUUCUGCAAAAUAAAUCCAUGGAAGUAACUACAAACUCCAGAAUCUUUCUAUUCUGGAUCAGUGUUAUUGUAUGUGGACUGACUUGGCUCUGGAUGAAGUGAUUGAGAUUCAGAGACCUGGACCAGGAGCCAGGCUCAGAGUCAGGCUCUGUUCCUUUAACAGGUAGCAUAACAUGAGGUAAAUGUAAAUAAGAUGUCCAAGAUAUAAACUCCUAAUUUAAUUAAUAGCUCAGAAAAGAUGUGAUUCUUUCAGUGCACAUAUGCUCCCAUCCUACGGGCUGAAAUAUGAGCCACCAGAAGCUGAAUUUGAAUCAUUUAUAUUUGAAUUUGAGUUGCUUAAGUUGAAUAAUUGCAUUAAAAAAACUGAAUUUGAACAUUCAAACGUCCGGCUAGUUGAGGCAGAGCAAUCGAGCAGAGGUUGCCGCUUGGUGGCAACAAAUGCACAUCCGUUUUUUCUUUUUUUAACAUUUGUUGCCACCAAGCGGCAACCUCUGUGCUCGAUUGCUCUGCCUCAACUAGCCGGACGUUUGUCGCAGAAAAUUGAAUUGUGAAACUGAAUGUUCAGUUCCAAACUAAUAAAUUAAAUUUCAAUUUUCUGCGACAAACAUCUGGGAAGUUGAGGCAGAGCAAUCAAGCACAGAUACAUACGCCAGCCCCAAGUGGCGAGUCGAGGAAUUGCAGCUUUUGGUAGUUCAGCAUAGGGUUCACAGCUCAGGACGGGAGGUUGCCGCUUGGUGGCAACAAAUGUUUUAAAAAAAAACAACCUAGGUGCUGAUUGGUAGAAGAGCCGCUCUGUGUAUCUGUGCUCGAUUGCUCUGCCUCAACUACCCAGAUGUUCGUCGCAGAAAAUUGAAUUUGAACUAAAUGUUCAAUUCCAAACUAAUACAUUCAAUUUCAAAUUACAAUUCAGAUUCAGCUUUUCAAUGCAAUGAUUCAAAUUGAAAAAUACAAAUUCAAAUUAUGUGAUUCAAAUUCAGUUUCUUUAAUGCAACUAUUCAAGUUAACCAAUUCAAAUUCAAAUAUUAAUGAUUCAAAUUCAGUUUCUGGUGGCUCAUAUAUAUAUAUAUAUAUAUAUAUAUUUCAGCCCAUAUCCCGUCCUCCCGUCGCCUAACUUCAGUCACUGGUGUGAUUAUAGUUAGCCUUUAUGUUUGUUUUAAUAAAAGCUGAAUCAUCCUGGAUACAGAGUCCUGUGUCAGUGAUGAAUAUGUAAUAACACACAAUAAAGCCAAGAUGCCAGUCUGCAUGUCAUUAAAUGGUAUAUUAUUAUGAUUCUGUGUUGCUCUAACUAGGAAUGACCUUGCAGCGUGAAAUGUUGUAGCCCUGAAAAAUGUGAAUCUUAGAUGGACCAUGAACAUGUCAUAGAUUGUUUAGUGCCUGCAUGUCACUGAAAUGUACUAAUUGUUCUUCUUUUCUGUUCUUUGUUUUUAGUGGCUCAAAUGAGAGCAGCCAUUGGUUUCCUAAAUUGAACUAAAAUUCUGAAUACAACACCUGAACGAAAUUAAUUUCUGAAAACACAUUUACUUUUCGUUAUUACUAGUGCAGAAAACACUUUUUAUAAGGUACCACACCGUCCAGCACAGAGUCAGAGUCAGAUUUUCCUUUAUUGUCAUUGCACAAAGUAACAAGUACUAGUACAGCGAAAUUAGCCAUCAACCCGUCCAAACAUAUACUUAAAACACACAUAUAAUAUGACAGAGGUGGACAGGACAGGGGUCGGCAACCUUUACUAACUAAAGAGCCAUUAUUGGCCAAAAUAAGAGGAAAAAUGUCAGAAUUGAGCUGCAAACCAUAUUUUGAAUGAAAAUAAAACAGCCUACUAAAUCUAAAUUAGUCUCCCAACAUGACUAAUUGGUCAAAAUGAGCAUUUAUUAAUAUGAUUUUUGGAGUUUUUGUAAUCGAAAGCUAGUCUAGCUAGGGGAAACUCAAAACUAGACUUGAAGUUGUAUAGGAAAUGUAGAGGUUAAAGCUUUUUAAGAUUUUCGUAAGCUAUAAUGAACAUUUUAGUCGACUAAUACAGUCAUGGAAAAAAAUAUUAGAGCAUUGAAUAAUGAAGAGCUGAUAUCUAGACAUUUUCCAUGUUUUUUCUUGAUAAUGAUUUUGGUUAUUAUCAAGAAAACAUGUUAAAUGUCUAGAUAUCAGCUCUUAAAUUAAUCUCUUAUCAGCUAUGUUUGUUGUUAUCAUUAUAUUUGUCCAAACAAAUGAACCUUUAGUUGAACCAGACAUUAAAAUGAACAAGAAACUGAAGAAAACAAGGAGGUCUAAUCAUUUUUUCCAUGACUGUAUUUCAAAAAAGAAAUGCUUUAUUGCCGUAUAUAAGCUUAACAUUUUUACAAUUGAAUACAACAAAUUGCUUUGGGCCUACACCAAUGAUAAAUGAAAAUUAUAAUGUACUUUUUUGUCCUGUACUAGGAGAACGAAAUUAGCCAUGUACCCGUCCAAACGUAUACUUAAAACACACAUAUAAUAUGACAGAGAUG
Molecule: messenger RNA, 4551 nt
Organism: Centropristis striata (black sea bass)
Lineage: Eukaryota; Metazoa; Chordata; Actinopteri; Perciformes; Serranidae
Product: 4-aminobutyrate aminotransferase, mitochondrial-like
Exons: 17
Coding region: 283-1785 (500 amino acids)
Biological process (GO): GABA catabolic process
Cellular component (GO): mitochondrion
Molecular function (GO): pyridoxal phosphate binding
Source: RefSeq, a predicted model, not a curated record